GUCUCUAUAUUUGUAGAGAUGCGUAUUAAAGGCAGGUGGCAGCGCAGCAGAAUGCGUAAUGGAAGUGAAGCGCCAGGACAGCUUACAUAAAGGUAUUAAGUUAGUGUAUGACAUUAUAUCCAGCAAAAUGUAAAGAUUAUUGGUCUGUACAGUUUAGAAGCCCCUCUGCUGGGCUCUGGAAUGUCUGUUCUGCUCGUGUCACCAUCUGAAAUGAGAGUCUGGAGCGCCACGUACGCUGACAACUGUGGGGAAGAGAAUCUACGCAGAGUGACAACUCCACUAGGACUGGACAACAGGGGCGAGCAGUAGGGCUUCCUGGGGAAUAGUGUCUCUAAUAUUUACCCACCUAAAAGCAAAAAUCUUCUAAUCAACAAAGUCAUUUACCACAAAGCCAUGGCAGCAUCAGAGAAGGCACUGAUUUACGGAGGGGACACGCACUGCGCGCUGGCCAGCAAGGUUUUACGCGUCGUGGCGGCUCCAAAGGACUCGAAUUAUGUAGAUCUGAACGAGUUGCUAGACCUGAAACUGGGCGAGACGAAAGCGGUGCAAGUAAGUUUUACCGGCCAGAGGGACACUCUCCAGCGCGUGCGGCUUCCUUCGGCGGAACAUCUGCCCACGCGCAAAUGUGUUAACCUGGAAUGCUGGGAGAAUGGCACAACAGAGGGAGCAACAGAAACAAACACAGCUGGUUCAUCUGAAAGACCACGGCUCAGUCAUGGAAACCUCACGGACUGUCCCGUGCUGCUCGAAGAGCUCGACUCGGAGGGAACACCGGAAAUUUUAGAAAAAGAGACCAAAGCACUCGGCGAUGGUGAUUUACGGCGCACGGAUUUGUGUCUCAGCGAGAAAAGCGAGUCGGACGACGAAGUGAGUUUGGUGAUCGCGGAUUACUGCGUACACGAAUUGGCCGAUGAUGAGGCUCACUACAUCACCACGCGCGAAAUUCAGCUUUCCGAGCUCGACCACGACGUGGACUGCGACUUCGAAACAGCAUCCACUUGGGAUAUCGAUGACGACCACCAGGUCUAUUCGUUCGUGGACUACGCAUCUGCCGACAGCGAUGAACCCGCAGGAGUACAGGGGGAAGGCAACGAGGACGAGGCUCACAGGAGCACUGCAGUGAGCUGCAGUCAGGCAGAAAGUGAUCCGGGCGACAGGACCAGGAGCGCCACCUCACACGAGAAAGCGCCCGAGUGCCAAGGCAAAAGCACCGGCCACAUUCACCUGUCAAUCAAAGCCACUUCCAGAGCUAUAAACAAGCCUAGCAACGUCCAAGAAAAGGAUGGAGGCCACCCUCAUCCUCAUCCUCAUGCCGUUCACACUGGAGACAUGAGCCGCUGUGUUUUAAAGGACACAAAGGGGGAAAAGUGUUUGAUAGCUCUGCCCGGGCGUUUGCACUUUGGCAGCAAAUUCAAAGGCAAAGAUGUUACAGAGUACUCCAGCGGCACAUCCAGCGCUGUUAGUGAGUUAGAUGAUGCCGACAAGGAAGUGCGCAACCUCACGGCCAGAGCUUUCAGAAGUCUGGCCUACCCGUAUCUCGAUGCCAUCAAUUUCAGCACUUCCAGCGAGUCCUCGGCUUCAGAGCGCAGCAAAGGGCUGAACAGGUGGUCAGCGCUUGUUGAUCUAAAGUAUGGCAACGUGAACGUGUCCAAAGGAGGCGGUCACAAUAUAGUGGCCCAUCAAAGUGCCUCGUCUAAUUUUCAGUUGGCACAAAGGAGGGAGAGUAAAGGGAUAACGGGAUUAACACUGACCAGUAGAAGGGCGCCCCCAGUCGAGAUAUUUGCCCUGAACGGCAAUCUGGUGAACCCCAAAAACGCAUCGUCAACCAAAAAAAUUGAGCUCAUGGGCAAAAUCGGACAGGGUCAGAGCGGGGUAAUAAGGCUGACUGAGACGCUGAAUUUUCGCUGCAACGUUAAAGCGGGUCCGCCUGCAAACGAAAGGCGCAUGAAAUCCGCCCGAACCGCUGGAGGAUCACGUUCCGCAGAUGAGGUUACAAACCCUCGGCAAAAGGCGCACAGCAAGCCACCGUGCCAUUCAGAAGAAGCCAUGGAGGACGUGCACAAGAAAUCCAUAUUUGCUUCGAGCAUACUAAAAAAUGUCAUUUCGAAGAAAAUGCAGUUUGAGCAGGAGCGCAAGAUGGAGCGGGGAGAGAUCUGCGAGCCGGGCAGCCACGAGCACGAAGCGCACCGGGACAAAGCUGCGCGCACAGGACUUCACAGACAAAGCUCGAAACUCUCCGAGACAGGCUCCGACUUCAGUAUCGUGUGCCUGGAUGAGCUCGGAGACAUCGUGGACAGCGGGUCCUGCGACGCCAAGGACAACGAGCGCCACGAAGAAACUCUUGCGCUCGCAUCGGAAACCAAUUUAGAGUCGCAAAACUGCGCGGCAUUCGACGCUAAAAAAGGAGCUGCGGACGCGUCCAGAGGCGCACUGAUUCGGAGCCAAAAUAGCGCUUUCAGAAGCUGGAGGGACGAAGAGCUAGAGCUUCAAGCUGAGCGCGAAAACGAGCAAACGCCCGGAACGGACUCGACGAGCAGCAAGCUUACAAAAAUGUCGCGCUUAUUCGUGCCAAGCAUCCAACUCGUGUCCGAUGAGAGAGAGCUCGAGAAGCCUGAGCCGAGCGCGGAUAGGAGCCGAGCAGAGAGGAGUAUGAACACUCUGUCUGUAUCAGACGCCGCUCAGAAACCUGCAGCGUCGAGGUCGCCGGAAAUUAAAAUAAGCUUAAGGAGUCUGAGAGACAACCGGAGCGACGCGUUCAGCAUCGCUAAGCUCCUCACUCCCAGUACAGGCUGCAGUGCGGGCGGGCUGCUGAAAACAAACGAAGAGUCCAAAUACCAAGCGCUCACUGCUGCACUGAAGGGCGACUCGUCAGACAGAAUCCCACACUUCACCGUUAGAGACAUUCGAGACAAGGCAAAGUUGCAAGCGCCAAUACACCAGGUUAGAGACGUGCGCAAACUGGUUAAGAGCUCGUAUCACUUUGUAUCUUUGGACAGCAACAGCGCGGACAUGGAGCACAAGACCUCCAAACUGAGCACGUUUCGGAAUCCGACAACCCUUCCUCCUAUUGUGAUUAAGUGUCAGUCGGUGAAUACAAAUAGCAAUGCGAAGCAAUCUGAAAAAUUCGCAGAUUCCUCGAAUCACAGACUGGCUGAAGAUAUCCAAGAGGCUGAUGGGUCACAUCCUCAGGUGUCUAUAGAUGGCAUCAAUACGGGCUCGGCGCAAGUAAGUAAACCAACUGACCGGGUGCAUUUAGCCAACAUAAAGCAGGAGGAAACCCCUGAAUUAAGAAUUGAGACAAAAUCCACCACAAAAAGGCAAGAGAAAGUGUGUGACCCAGGUGAGAAAAAGGCCGAUCCCAAGAUGGCCGCUCUGGAGAAACUUCAGGCUGCUGUUAAGACAAUGGAACAGCUUUAUGUGUUUGACAAAAAUGAGUGGAAGAGGAAGUCCAAGCCCCAACCAAUAACUGACAGCCAUGUGCUUUCACUCCUGAGUAGUGAGCAUCAUGGAGGUAAUGAGCAAGACCAGGGGAACGCUAGUUCUUCAUCAGUCACCAUGAGGCAAGACUCAUUCUCAAGCCCAGAUAAGAUGGUAACUGCUGGACAGCAAUCAACACGAAAAGAAGAGAAGGAAACAUUUAAAACAUCACACACCCCUUCCAUCCAUGAAAAACGAAAGGACACCAAAACUCUGAUGCACCUUGGUGGAAAUUCUAAUAAGAAAAUUUCUAGCCAAAGCCACAGUCAGAAAUCUUUAGUGCCUGUCACAACAAGUUCAGCAAAGGCCCCGCAGAUGCAUGUCUCGUCCUCAGCAUCUAUUAGUUCUAUAGCUGUGAAGAACCCUAAGUCUCCAAAGUUACCAGUGUCUUUAAAUAUUACCAAGUCGAAGCCAAUCACGGAGAAGAGUGAAAAGCUAAGCAGCAAUACAGGCAAAGCCAAUAAGGCUGGAUUUGCCCCAGUUCAGUUCACGUCUUCAGUUGAUUCAGAGAAUUACAUAACCAUACCUGUGAAACCUUAUGCUACUGAUACCCAACAAUCUCACAUGGUACACAGCAGCAGCACCAAAAGCCACGGAGACAUCCAUCAGCCUCCCAAACACUCAAGUACUGUCAUGGAGACACGCUCCCCAGAUACCCCUACUGCUAUGAUCUACCAUCACCCUCUGCCCAUUACCAUGCACGCAGCACAGCCACAUGUAAUUUGUUUCUCUCCUACAGUGCAGCCAUCUCCAGUCCCUACAGACCACUUUCAGUCUACACAAAGAAAAAUGCUCCUGGAUCCCACUACUGGAAAUUAUUAUUUGGUUGACACGCCCGUCCAACCAGCCACAAGACGACUUUAUGACCCAGAAACAGGGCAGUAUGUUGAUGUCCCCAUGCCACAACGUCCUCCCAUGACCCCUGUACCUGUGCCUAUCUCCCCUCUUGCCCUUAGCCCUGGAGGCUAUGGUCAUACCUACAUGUUCUACCCAGGAUACAUGGCCUCCACAGUGAUUCCUGCCCGGACCAUUCAGUCUCAGCUUUCCAUGCAGUCGGAGGUGGAAGCAGGAGACAAAUCCCAUGCAGGGCAGCAAGGAGAUGGAGCCUACAUGGAAAGCCCUUAUUAUAUGCCUUCUGGGAAAUCUCUGCAGUUAACUCCAGGUGCUCAGCAUGUCACCACUGGCAGGGUGGCCAACAGCAAGGUGCCUGUUAUCAGCAUCACCUCCCAGCAAGGGCCCAGGAUCAUUGCACCUCCCUCCUUUGAUGGCACCACCAUGAGUUUUGUGGUAGAGCACAGAUAACUAUCUGGCCACUUGCAAUGAGCUGCCUAGAAUACGUCCAGUCAGCACUUCCAAGAUCUGAUGUGUCUAUUUUCUUUUAUUGACACAUGUAAUGUUUAUCCAUGCUUUCCUUCAACAGGAACAGCCUUACCAUUAUCAUUCAUCAUUUGCUUUGUCAUGUAAUGUAAUUCUUCAUUCUUUUCCUCUUCUGUUUGCAGUGCAACUAUGCAAUCUCUCUUUCUUUGUAUAGCUCUUUUGCACCUUUGAGACAUUGGUUGAAAAUGAUUUUGAAAAUGAGAGUGAGGGCUUAAUGCUACAGCGUUUCAGGUUAAAGCAAAAAAAAAAAAAAAAAAAAAAAACACAUUGGGUCACCUAUUGAAUAUUGUCAAGUCAUACAGAAUCCUAAAGCAAGACCUAUCUUCUAACUGGCCAAUUUAAGAGAAACUCUUAAAGAUCUCAAUAUUAAAACUUUUAUUUUCCCGACUAAGAAUAAGUCACAAAGCAUUAUAAUGCCAAAAGUCACUAAAGCAGAAUCAUAAACAAUCCUGAAUGCUUGCUACUGGCAAUUAAUGCCAUGAAUCAAGUUUGUGUAUUUGAUAUGUAUAAUGACAGUGAGUAAAUGUAGUCAUCUCACCUAUUAAGUUAUGUAAUACAGCUGAAGAUCAAAGUUUACAAAAUGCUACUUGGCCACAUGAAAGAUGAACCACAAAUAUCAUCAGACUACAUCAAACAAUGAACACACUCUCCAGACUGCUAUUACAGAUUCAUUGACAGAAAGCAGCAGUUUUCAAGUAAAUAUUGACAGUAAUUGGCUGAUGUACAGGUCUUCCUGAUAAAGUCAUUAAUGAAAACCAAUUGCACAUGUCAUAUAAAAAGCAAUAAUAAUAUUAGAAUGAAACAGCCAUUAUUUUCAUACUUUGUGAAAACAAAAAUAUAAAUGCUGACAAUUCAAAUAUGUUUUCUUUUAUAUGUUUAUAUAUAUUAUAUUUAAGCAAUAUCAGAAGAGCAAGAGUGCGAUUAUACUGAAUAUUGGCAUGGCUGUGAUUCACCGCAGGUAUGAGCCACAGGGUGAGUGUCAAUAUUCAGUAUAACUGCACAACUGCAAGCGGAAUAUUGCUUUUAUACAAGAGUUCUAUAAACGAGAAAUUAAUAUUGUGUAAGUGCCAUUAAUAUGAGUGACAUUUUGGACACAAUAUGGCCAAAUUUUCUGUUUAUUUUUGCUCCGCUAGCGGAACUAGAUCUUGAAGAAGCCACACUCACUUUAUAGUACGUCGUCUGGCUCGCUAGCUAGCUCACACUGAUUUGUACAUUCCUGUUAAAGGUGCUUCGCAUAAAAUUGGCAUCCCUUCUUCCUUUUCAUCUUCAACUGAUGAGCGUUCAUAUUUUAAUCCAAAAGUUAUAUUCCUGAAAAGUAUCUUAUGCCCAUGUCCGUUGAUGAUGUCACUAACACUGCUGUAGUAACUGUUUCAAACUAGGAAGUGUAAUUUUACAUGUCAAACACAAAUGGGCGGAGUGAUACACACAGUAAAACAUCCCAGUGUGGUUAUAGGAAAUAUAGGCACUCAUGGAAUGCCUCUCAACCAAUCAAAUUAGUGGACUGGAACUAACUGUUGUAUAAAUAUGUUUAUAUUAUAUUAUAUGUUUAGGUUAUUAUUUUGGCGGGGGUCAUGAACUGGUGGACUGGGUUCCGUAUGUGGACCCAGCAAAGUUUUUCAGCCUAACGAACUGAGUAAUUGAAGACUGUAGCAGAGAUAAACAUAUAAGAAAAAAACAGGCUGUAGUUCAGCAACUCUAGUUUUCAUAAACCAGCUUGGUUUUCUUAGCAAAUCAUCUGUUGCGGUCAUUCACCUACAUUAAUGUAAUUGUUUAGCUGAAAGCAGAUCAUCGGACCACAGCCUAGUUACAGGGCUAGAGAUAGUAGGUCUCAAAGGAGGAGAGUUUUUACAGAAUUUCAUAGAUUUUUAUUUACCCUCCUUUCAUUUUAUAUGCCCUCCCUAGUAUGAUUUGCUUAACUGACUUGCUUAAAGAAAACAAUGAAAAUUCAAAAUUACUGUCUGUUCAGAGGCUGUGACGCUAGUCAAAAGUAACCUGAAGCAUGACCACUUUGAAUUGUCUUAUUUAACUAAUCAUUAAUCAUUAAGCAUUAAAGGAUAACUUGUCACAAUUCAGGAAUUUUGUGCACCUGAACCUUCACAAAUUUUAGAUUAAUACCCCUGCCCUACUUAAGAAAUAUGAAAAUAUUCUAAACAUUCGAAUUAAAUGUGCUUUAAACAUACAAAUCCUGUCGUUACUACACAGGUAUAGGCUAUGCUGACAAUUUGCCAAAAAAAUAUAUUUGAUGUGAGCAUUUAGAGGAUUUUGUUCAUGUAUGUAAUUACUCUCAUUUGAUUUUUUUAUGACUUGUGCAUUGGGAAUUUGUCCUCUGUCUGAUACCACAUCAUUGACAAUAUUCAUACAUUAACAUGCUAUCAGCAUAGCAACAGGGUCAACCCUGCCCUUUCUCUUGAUAUAGAAAUUCCUUAGUUAAAGCUUCCCUGAAUGGUUUCUUGAAUAGAUUUUAAGUAGAAACGCUUAGUUAGGAACUUUUAGUUCCACUAAGGAGAGAUCUUAAGAGGUAAUAUAAGAUUGUUUGUGAAUAUGGCCCCAGGUUGGUGAAAGAAUGACUAAAAUCUUGAGUGUGAUAUUUUUGUUAUACAAAAAAAAAAAGUAUUUUUGAACGAUACUGUGAAAAUAACUCAGCAGGUUGACUGGAAAACACUGGGAGGAAAAUAAUUGAGCCUUAUAUCCCAGAUUCUUUCACUUGAACUGUUUUACGUCUCGGUUUUCAUUACUCUUAUCUAAGAGGUGCUUUUAGAUUCAGUGAGUUUUGGAUUACAGUACAAUGUGGUACUGUAUAUUUACGUUGUGUUUUGCUACUCAUUGUACUGUGAGAUAAAAUCUCCAUCAUAAAACACAUACCAAGGUUUGUGUUGAUUAAUAUGGUGGAGAACAAGAUGUUUUAGGGGACAAUCCUCCUCUAUGUAUCUUAAUCACAGUGCCAGUACAAUUUAUGUGGUUUGUGUAAGCGUAAGUGAUUUUGUGAGCCUAAGCAUUUAGCCUCAGCCUUUCUGGAAGGGGUGAUAAAAGCCCAGCAGUAAAAUAGCUCUUAAUGAGGAAAUGGGAUAUAAGGUAAAAUUAUCUUUACUGGAUUGUUAUCUAACCCUGCUGAAUACCGUAACUCACAGUGCGAGAAGGUAUACUGCACAUCUGGUGGUCUCUUGAUUAUAGUUUUUUUUACAGUUUGUUAAAGAUUUGAAUUAAUUCUAUUUUCUUCAACUUGCAUAAAUGCCUCAAAGAACAACCUGACUUAACCUGACUAGAAAUUGGUCAAUAUAGAAACUGUCAGCUUAUACACUGACUGACCACUUUAUUAGGAACGCUUGUACACCUGUUCGAUCAUGCAAAUAUCUAAUCAGCUAAAUAUGUAGCUCAGUGCAUAAAAUCAUGCAGAUACAGGUCAAGAGCCUCAGUUAAUGUUCACGUAAACCAUCAGUAUGAGGAAAAAUCGUAGUGAUCUGUGGCAUGGUUGUUGGUGCCAGAUGGCUGGUUCGAGUAUUUCAGAAACUAGAGACCAGCAGUUUCUGAAAUAAUCAAAACCAGCUCAUCUGGCACCAAAAGCCUUGCCACAAAGUUACUGAGAUCACAUUUUCCCCCAUUCUGAUGUUUGACGUGAACAAUAACUAAAACUCUUGAGUGGCAUCUGCAUGAAUUUAUGUACUGUGCUUUAUAUUUACAGUUACAGUUUAAUAUUCAUACAAUCAAUUACAUAAAAAAGUGUACUGACCCCAAAUGUAUAUAAAAAACUUCUUUUUGAGAUUGAGUUUCUUUUUAUUAAGGAUUUGGGCCCUCUGCUUUCCUGUGAUGCUGUAGUAGUUUUGUAACUAGUU
This is a messenger RNA of Pangasianodon hypophthalmus (striped catfish), 8684 nucleotides long. It is a transcript of the gene c4h4orf54, whose product is annotated as chromosome 4 C4orf54 homolog. Bases 394 to 4779 code for a protein of 1461 amino acids. The record is from RefSeq and is a predicted model, not a curated record. Lineage: Eukaryota; Metazoa; Chordata; Actinopteri; Siluriformes; Pangasiidae. The transcript is spliced from 2 exons.